Molecule: messenger RNA, 516 nt
Organism: Microthlaspi erraticum
Lineage: Eukaryota; Viridiplantae; Streptophyta; Magnoliopsida; Brassicales; Brassicaceae
Source: the annotation of a GenBank genome assembly
AUGAACUGUAUCUCUACAUUCAAAUUCAAUCCUUCAGUUACACUAUCUCCAUGUGCGCAAUCGUUAAGCCCUGGGAAAUUUGUUCACAUUUCGAGCUCGAGAGCCUCGUUUUCGCCGCGAUGGCGUAGUUACUCUUCUUCUUCUUUUUAUUCCCCAAUUCGAAGGAAAUCUCUGACCCUAGUUUCGGCGAAGUCUUCGGAAGCGGAGGAGGUGUCGGACACGGAGGACGAGUGGCUGAAGAAGCUACCGGAGAAGAACAAGCCUUUGUAUUCGCAUAGCUUGCCUUGUAUCGAGGCGUGGCUGAGGAAAUUAGGGUUUUACCAGAGCAAAGACGAUAGAGCUGUUUGGUUGAUUCAGAAACCUGAUUGGCACGCCCAAUUAUCUCUUGACGUCACAGAUCUCUGCAUAAGGUACUUGAAAAGCGGGCCAGGAAGUCUAGAGAGAGACAUGGAAAGAAGGUUUAGCUACGCAUUGAGUAGAGAAGAUACAGAGAACGCCAUACUCGGAGGACCUUGA